AUGCCUCCGACGCCUAAUCAAGAGCAGCAGGUUGUCCUCGCGCAUUUCCGUGCGCACUUGGAGGAGCGCGACUUGAUACACGAUGGCGAUACCAUAGGCACUGACGAUUGGACGCUAACCCGGUUUCUGCACGCGCGUCAAUUCGAUGUCGAGGCAGCGGCCAAAAUGUGGGCCGACUGCCAGCAUUGGCGCAAGACGGUGUGCGGCGUGGGCAUUGACGAGCUAUACGAGCAGAUGAACCCCACGGAUUUCCCAGAACGGCGCGAAGUCUUCCAGUACUGGCCGAUGUGGUUUCACAAGACGGAUAAGGAAGGGCGUCCUCUUAGCAUACAACGGUAUGGCAAAGUAGAUAUACCGGCUCUAUACAACACCAUCACACCGGACCGCUUCUGGACAUACAUCUUGACGAGCGCAGAGCGCAUACCGCGGGAAGUUGUCCCAGUUGCCAGUAAGAGAGCGGGGAAGCAGGUGGACGGCAUCUUCUUAAUUAUCGACCUAAAGGGGUAUAGCCUGGGUCAGUUUUGGCAGAUGAAGGGGAUCGCUAGGGAUGCCUUCCAGGUCUCGCAGGACUACUAUCCCGAGAUGCCUGCAAAGUUCUUAAUAGUCAAUGCGCCUACGACGUUCACUAUGAUCUGGUCGGUGCUUAAGCGGUGGUUGGCACCGCAGACCCUGGAAAAGAUGGACGUGUGUGGGUCCGACUACAAGAAGGUGCUGCUCGAGCAUGUGAGCGAGGAGAAUCUCCCCGAAGACCUUGGCGGAACGUGUCAGUGCGAAGACUUCGGCGGAUGCAUCUGGUGGAAAGAGUAG
Molecule: messenger RNA, 807 nt
Organism: Postia placenta MAD-698-R-SB12
Lineage: Eukaryota; Fungi; Basidiomycota; Agaricomycetes; Polyporales; Adustoporiaceae
Exons: 5
Coding region: 1-807 (268 amino acids)
Source: RefSeq, a predicted model, not a curated record